AUGAGUGCGUGGACGGAGGAAGUGAUGUCCUGGCGGGAGGAGCGGCUCGGCCUCACCGAACUGAGGGAGCCAAGUACAAAUAGGAGAAAACAACGCAGUGCGCCUUACAGACUACAUCGGCCGCAUUUACCGGUGCCUCACGUGCCCGAACUCCCCGAGCCACAGGGAACACACAUCUCAAGAUUAUAUCCGGAAUUGUUAGCGCUGAUAUUCGAGAGACUGCCGGUAAGAGAUAGAGGCCGUGCGGCUCAAGUUUGCCGCUCUUGGCGGGAUGCAGCUGAUCGGCGAUCCGUGUGGCGCGGAGUCGAAGCCGCUCUACAUCUUAGAAGACCCGCGCCGGUACUUUUCGCAUCGCUAGCGAGGAGAGGAGUAAGGAAGCUACAAGUUUUGUCACUCCGGAGAGGUCUAAGGGACGCAGUCGCUGCUCUACCGGGGCUCGAGUCAUUAUCUUUAAGCGGUUGCUAUAGCGUAACGGAUGCGGCUCUAGCAAGCGCAUUUGCCGCAGAAUUACCAGCCUUAAAGAGAUUAGAUCUAUCAUUAUGCAAACAAGUGACCGACUCGUCGCUAGGUCGAAUAGCGCAAUCGCUUAAAAACUUGGAAGAGUUGGAGCUUGGCGGCUGUUGCAACAUCACAGACACCGGGCUGUUACUUAUAGCUUGGGGACUCAAGAAACUGCGACGUUUAAACUUGAGAUCUUGUUGGCACGUGAACGAUGCAGGCAUAGCUCAUCUUUGCGGUGGUGGUGAAGCGAGAGGAACUCCAGAACUGGAGCACUUGGGACUACAAGACUGCCAAAGGUUAACGGAUGACGCGUUGAAACACGCAGCUACAGGUCUUCCUAAAUUAAAAUCCAUAAAUCUUUCAUUCUGCGUGGCUGUGACGGACGCCGGACUGAGACAUCUAGCGCGACUUCCUCAUUUAGAGGAUAUCAAUCUAAGAGCUUGCGAUGGAGUAUCGGACACGGGAGUGGCACACCUAGCAGAGAGCGGUAGACUUAGAGCCUUGGACGUGUCGUUUUGCGACAAGGUGGGCGAUGAAGCUCUAUCCCACGCAACGCUAGGCCUGUCCGGCCUACGCUCGCUGUCUCUCAGCGCUUGCCGCCUGACGGACGAAGGCCUGGAGCGGGUCGCCAGGUUAUCACAGCUAGAAACGCUAAAUAUUGGACAGUGCAUUAUGGUCACAGACAGAGGCCUCCGCGCCUUAGGCGAUGGCCUCCGUAAUCUAAAAGCUAUAGACUUGUACGGCUGCACGUGUAUUACUCCACAAGGUUUGGAUCACAUCGUGAAGUUGCCGCGACUUAGUGUACUUAACCUCGGACUGUGGCAUGUGCGGUGA
Arctia plantaginis is the source of this 1335-nucleotide messenger RNA. NCBI's taxonomy places the organism in Eukaryota, Metazoa, Arthropoda, Insecta, Lepidoptera, Erebidae. The record is from the annotation of a GenBank genome assembly.